Molecule: messenger RNA, 3720 nt
Organism: Rotaria sp. Silwood2
Lineage: Eukaryota; Metazoa; Rotifera; Eurotatoria; Philodinida; Philodinidae
Source: the annotation of a GenBank genome assembly
CCGCGAACGAAGCAUAUCAUUUUGUUUUUCUGAAUGAAAAAUUCAAACAUCGAAAGAUAAAAGGAAGAAAAAGUAUAUCAUAUAAAACAUGUAUAACUCCUUUCUAAUAUCUAAUCUUUGUUUUUAUUGAUUUUUAUUUCCCCCGAAGUGAUUUAUUACAUUUUUUUUGAUUUUAUUCAAUUCAAUUUUUUCAAGUGCAAAAACUCAGCAGGUUAAGUGACGAGAUCUGAUCAGGCUUGAUUUGGUCAAGUAUCCAUCAGACCAUUUCAGAAUAAUUUGUUCGUAAUCUACGAUCAAGAUUGGCAUUUUCUCGACUAAGAAAUAGUUAAGAAAUAAUCUAGAAAAAUUAGUAUGAAAAUAGAUAAAUUUCGUAUGUUUUGCCAAGUUGUUGAUAUGGAUCUAUGUGUGAAAAACAAAAUGGUGAAUAAACAGUCACUACAUAUAAUGUAAUAAAUGUAUCGUAUCCUAUAGAGUUUUCCUCAGUAAAAUUACUGAUUCGAGUAUCCAUAUAAGUAGUUGUUCAGUGAGCGUACUUUUAUGGGUACUCCAUGUAGUAUAUAUAUCAAUGUAAUUACUAAAAAUUUUCGAAGUACGCAAAUUGGGUACUCUAGUAAGGCGUUCUCAGUACAUGGGUACUCGGAACUCAGCACUUUCUCUCGAGAUAACGGGUGUAGGUGUGGGUGUGGAGAGCAUGUAAAGGAGAGGAAAGUUCGCAAGUACUCAGAGUCACCCACACUCGCUAAAAUAUUUUUGCUAUUAAUAUUUUUAAACAGUUAUCUGAUUAGAUCCAAGAGAAUUCAAUGCAACAUAAAUAAGAAAGUCAGCGAAAAUUUCGAUGGAAGUGGUAGAUUUAGUUGUAGGUAUUCUAGAUAGUAGUGGGCACAUCCACACUUAUUGCCGACCUCUUACAUAUCCAUAGCGAUUCUUCAAACAAAUUGCUCAAUGAUAGAGAAACUUAAUUCGUCAUAUUCAAGUAUUGAAAAAAGUGCUGUGAACCUUGCUAUUUGCUUAAAUCACACAUGAUUCUCUUUGUGCUAUUUCUGCUGUAUGUUCCCGAGAAUUAGAAGAAGAUAAAGCGCUUGAUUUCAAACUGAAACGAACACCUAAUGACUCUUUAGAAUAGUUAACAACCAUCCGUACCAUAUAGACUUUUUUUGCUGAAAUGAGUAUAGGCCCUUAGAUCCAAAACUCACAAUACAUCAUUGUAUAUGGCUGAAUUAUUCUAAGAACUUCUUAGCUUUAUCUUAGAUAAAAAAACACGGCUAUAGAAUAAAUGUUGAUAGUGAAUUAGUUCGUCUUUUCAUAAUUUUGCAAUAUUUAUUAUUUAACUUUCUUAUUAUUAUCAGCUUCUAUCUUUUAUCUUUCGUGUAUUUACCAUUUAUUUCUACUUUUUUUUUAUCUUCAUACUACAAAUUUUCAUAGACGUGAUAAACAAGAGCAUAUUUAAGAAAAAAAACCAUUCAAAUACGAUUAUCUAUAUAUUUGAUAAUAAUGUUGUUUUUCCUAUUGAUUUUUCCAUCAAUUUUUAUUCCUAUACAAACAAUAUCUAUUGAAGAAUCUAAUUCGACAACAACUUUUAGUACUGAUAAGUAAAGUAUCUCAAUUUUGAAAUGAAUAUUUAAAUAUAAUCGAUUAAAAUCUAGAUUACCAAGGAUUGGUCCUUUACUUGAUUUUCGACUUUUACCCUAUAUUGGUAAUGGUCACAUAGCUACUGUUGUAUACAGUGAUUUUAUUUAUAUGAAUGGCCUUUAUAAUGGUGAAAAUGGUACGAGCCAUCGGGCACGUAUUCCAAGUACAGUAAAUUGGGAAUUUAUAAUAAUAUCAAAAUCAUCAUUAUAUACUUUAAAUGUUUCAUCAGGUAUAUUCAUUGAAACCCAUGAAAAUCAUGAAGUUCGAAUUGAACGACGUAUCUUUGCUUCACAAGAAUAUACUGAAUUAUUAGUUACUCAUGUAGUACUAAUUCGAAAAACACCUAAAGGACGGAAAAUUGUUGUACCUGUUAAAGUACAUGAACAAACAACCAGUAUUGAUAUUAAUUUUACUGUCGCAGCUCGUAAUCCUCAAUACGUCCUUUUAAUUGGUAAAACACGUGAAAUUGAAAAUAAUCAAUUUCAACCAGAAGCAUUACCUGUAUUUGUUUAUUAUACACCAUUGCCUCAUAAAGGAUUAGAACUUGAUCACGACGAAACAAAUCGAACCUAUCUUUUUGUUACUUCAAUUGAUAGUAAUCAAUCCAUAGCUAAACAAAGUUUUGAUUAUGCAACAAUUGAACAACAACCAGAUAUUAUAUUAUCAUCACAUAUAUCUCGAUGGAAUAAUGUAUGGUCAAAUGGAUAUAUUGAGAUACAAGGAGAUGAUGAAUUACAAAGACAAAUCAAUUCUGCUUUCUAUUAUAUUUUAAGUUCUCUACCACCUUUAUCAACGAAAAGUAAAGCAAAACAAUUUUAUGGUUUAAGUCCUGGUACUCUUUCAUGGGGUGGUCAUGAGGGUGAAGAUUAUGAAGGUCAUUCAUUUUGGGAUACAGAAACAUGGAUGUUUCCGUCAGUUCUUCUUUUCUAUCCAACAUUGGCUAAAGAAAUUUUAUCGUAUCGAAUUGCUUUACGUGAUUCUGCAGCCUACAAUGCUCGUCUAUUUGGUUAUGAAGGAUGGAGAUUUCCUUGGGAAAGUGCUCGAACCGGUGUUGAUGUAACACCAGAUUGUUGUCCUACUGGUCGUCUUUAUGAAAUUCAUAUUACGGGUGAUAUUUCAUUUGCUGCUAGACAAUAUAUUUCAGCUACAUACAAUCAAGAUUGGUUAUUGAAUGAAUUUGGUGGAGAAUUAGUUUAUGAAACAGCUCGAUUUUGGAGUUCACGCGUCAUAUAUAAUAAUCAGACAAAACAAUAUGAAAUAUUGACCGUUUUACCACCCGAUGAAGAUGCUCAACCAUUCAAAAAUAAUUCUGUUUAUACAAAUGUAAUUGCUUCACUUUCUAUUGAAUUGGCUCAUAAUAUUAGUUGUAUUACUAAUAAAACAAUACCUCCACAAUGGCUGGAUAUUGCAUCUAAUCUAUAUUUUCCUUUCGAUAAUUCAACUAAAACUUAUCUUGAAUAUGAAGGUUUUGAUUUAAAACAUACUAUUAUAAAACAAGCCGAUGUUGUUCUCCUCGGAUUUCCAUUGAUAUGGUCAAUGAAUGAUGAAGUGAGACAAAAUGAUUUAUUAGCUUAUGAACCUUUAACACGUACUGAUGGACCAGCUAUGACUUGGUCAAUGUAUUCAAUUGGUUUUACUGAACUAGGUGAUUUUGAUAAAGCUGGUCAAUUUUUUCGACGUUCAUACGAAAGUUAUGUACGACCUCCAUUUAAUGUAUGGACUGAAACUCAAUCAGGUGUUGGUGCAGUUAAUUUUAUAACUGGUAUUGGAGGUUUUUUACAAGCUGUUCUUUUUGGUUAUGGUGGUAUUCGUCUAAAAUUAAAUGAACUUGAAUUUCAGCCUCGUGGUCAUCUACCAGAUCAAGCGACUAAAUUCAUCUUUCAUGGCAUUAAAUAUCAAGGAUUUGUUCUUGAUUUGACUAUUGAUAAUAAUAUCUAUGAAAUUUUUGUCAGCUCUCAGAACAAUAAUGAUUCUAUUCCUCUUGUAUAUGAAUAUGGAGAUCAUCGAGGUUCGCUAAAAGUAAAUGACAGUCUGUCACUUCCUAUAGAUACACGUCUUAUCAUUCGUCGAUCAGUCGCUCUUUGUCCUUGA